Messenger RNA from Physella acuta, 1640 nucleotides. Its product is annotated as transmembrane protein 87B. NCBI's taxonomy places the organism in Eukaryota, Metazoa, Mollusca, Gastropoda, Physidae. The record is from RefSeq and is a predicted model, not a curated record. Gene Ontology annotation, biological process: retrograde transport, endosome to Golgi. Gene Ontology annotation, cellular component: membrane; Golgi apparatus.
UUCUUAAAAACUAGCCUUGACUACCUCACAUCAUUAAAUCCCUGAGACAAACCUUAAGGACUUUGCGACUUAGAAAAGAUGUUGUUAAACUUUCAAUGUACAGACACUUCAGAAACGUUUUGAUACUUUAUAUAAUAGCUGUUCCAGUGCUCCUGAUUUGGUUUAGUAUUGAAUUCAUAUUUAAUGAGUACCUUUUUGAUUGGAAAACACUUUGGAUGGAUAAUGCCCUCUGGCAUAUAUUUUUUUCUGUGAUUCUUAUUGUCAUCAUGGUACUGUGGCGUCCCACUUCAUAUAACUUGAGGUAUGCAUUCUCCGCAUUGCUGGAUGUCACAGAUGACAACAGCAUGACUCAAAAGAGCACCACAGAGCUCUGAUCAAGCCUCCCCCUAACGAGAUAUGAAUCUAUGGAGCAAAGAAAACACCUAGAGCUUGGGUGAAUAAAAAAUAUACUGCUCCGCAUAUUUGGAGCAAUCCUCACAAAUUUAGGAGAUUUUUAAAAGCUUUUAUUUAGUUUGCAACGUCUGUUUGUAGGUUUGUGGCAAAUCUUGUAACUGAAAUUCGACCCACUUCUAAUGCAGCGAUUGUGUUCAAACUUUCCAGAUAGGCGCCACUUCAAUGACGAUACAAGUCUAUCUAUUUUUUAAUUUAAUUAGAUGCUUUAAAAAUUAAUUAAACGGUUUCGAAACUAAGGGGAAGUAAAAAAAUUAAAUCACCUGACCAGUCAUGGUGAGCUGUGGUUCAUGAGAAUGUUUACAAUCGUAAAAAGUAAAAGCUUGUAAAAAAAAAUUAGAUCUACUUGCAAAAUUAAGAUAAUUAAUAUAAUUACUUUUUGCUAAAGUUAAAACCAUCACAAAGGGUAAAAAAAAAUUAAAUAGUUAAACCAGUCACUUACUGGUCAAACAAACUGAAAAUAAAUAAAAACCUUGACCGUCACCCAUUGCUUCUAAGAAACUACACAAAAUAAAUCUAUCUAAAACAAUUGCAACCUGUACAAACUAUGGUGAAGGGAAACAACCCAGUGGUGAAUUAAAUGUCACAUCAUUUCUAUAUUUUCAAAAACUGGUUAAUCAACAUUACCCAAAUCAUAUCAGCAAAUAUAUUUAUCCUAAAGAAAAUAUAAUUCUGAAAGCAGUUUUAAAAUAUUAAAGAUUUUGCUGGCUACAGACAUGACACAUACAGUUGUGUGUUUCAUUCUGUGUAACAUUUAUCUAAGUUAACAAGACCAAAUCAGUUUUUUAAAAUCCAAGAUGUGACUUUUUAAUCUACUAAGCAUAUGGAUUUUGUUUUAACAUUCAUUUUCUCUGUACAUCACAUGAUGUGUACAAAUAUUAUUAUAGAGUUUAGUGAAUGACUUAAGUCUUUUAAAUCUUUAAAUAUAUGUUCCAAGAAAAGCUUAUAUACAUUACCUAUAAUUUUUAAUUUCGCCUAUUAUAACUGCUGAACACUUACUUAGUACUGCUUGUAUUAAUACUCAUGUAAACAAUUUGUGAGAUGUUUUAAUUUUAUAACAUUUUAUAAGACUAUUUUAUACAUAUACUACAGUUGUUUUAUUAAAUGCCAUAUUACAUAAAUCUGUCUUUGAUUCAAUUUGAAUUCUUUCUAAGUAUCCAAAUAAGUAUAAUUAAAACUUGAGACAAUGA